UUAAACGGCAAUGCAUUCUGGGUAAAUGACAUAAGCUACGUGUUGUAGCUUUAUCUCUGUCCAGCCAAAUCACACUGAGUGAGGUUAAAUCGUGUCAUUUUGAACUGGAAUACAUUAAAAACGAUGAGAAUGUAGAAAUCAAAAGAGGCGAUGAAGACUAGGUGGAGCAAAAAGAGGAAGGAGGGAAAGUUGGAUGAAGAAGCUGCUGUUUGCAUAGCUGCUGCAAGGAAACGCUAACCCAGCUAGGUUCCAGCCACUGACGUCACAUGCCGCCAUCUUGAUACUCCCUGCUCUCACAGAGUGAACUUUAAACAUGCCGACCUGUGUCGCAUUUGGCUGCAACAACAAGCAGUUUUCUGGCUGUGGGAAGACGUUUCACAGAUUUCCACACAGUGAUGCUGCACGGAUGGAACAGUGGGUGCAGAAUGUGAGAAGGAAAAAGUGGCAGCCAUCCAAGAAAUCUGUGCUUUGCUCGGAGCAUUUUAAGGAGGCAUGCUUUGACCACACUGGCCAGACGGUCCGACUCAGGGAAAGUGCAGUUCCAACCUUAUUCAACUUCCCAAAGUGUAUUCAGAAGACUCCAAAGCCUCCCAGGAAAGAUCCGGCGCCCAGACAGAUAAAACCAGAACCAACACCGGCUCCGCAUCCUGACCAGGAGGAAGGAAGUUCCUCGUGCACGACAGGGGAUGCAGUAGUGCAGAAAGAACACGUUUACUCCAUGAGUGAUAGUCCCAUCAUCUUAAAAAGGAAGCUAGAUGUGGCUUUGAACGCCCUGGAAUCAACAAAGAAAAAACUGAAGUACACGCAGCAGAAAUCGAGGCGACUGGAGGAGAAAAUUGAAUCACUGAAAAGGUUGUUGAUAAACUGAAAAAGAGACGAUUAAAUUCAGACAACUGUGUUGAACUCCUGAAAGAUGCAAACAGCGGUGUUCCAUUGGAGGUUAUGGGCAGAGUGGUGAAGAACAAAUGUAAGCAAACACCAUUUUGAUAUUUUUUUUAUUAUGUUACUGGAAUGUAAGUUAUUUUCUGGAAUAUACUUUAUGUACAUAUGUAUGUAUAUUUCAUUCUGAAUAUGAACUAAAUGUGCAACUUACAUUAUUAAAGGUGUUCCAUCACUGGAUAAUGUGUAUGUUUGUGUACAUGUGUGCAUACAUACUUGUAUCUAUACUAUAUGCAAAUUCUCAAAUUGUUGUAAUAUGAGCAGAAAGCAAAAUUUGAAUUUGAUGUUUUCUGCUAUUUUGCCAAUUUAUGUGAUAUUGUUAGUGUAGAAACUAAACUAUGUGCAGUUAUUAAAUUGGAUCAUUAA
Cyprinodon tularosa is the source of this 1305-nucleotide messenger RNA. RefSeq names its product THAP domain-containing protein 1 A-like. The record is from RefSeq and is a predicted model, not a curated record. Lineage: Eukaryota; Metazoa; Chordata; Actinopteri; Cyprinodontiformes; Cyprinodontidae. The transcript has 4 exons. Bases 314 to 868 code for a protein of 184 amino acids.